GAAAUGGACACAGCGAAUGAGAUAGUCCUCAGUAACAUCAAGCAAAGUGAGGAUCAUUUGAAGAUAUGCCAAAGUUUUGAAUGACGGAUCACAACAUAUACCACGACGAAAAAUGGAGCACAUAAUAACACCAAAGGUAGAACAUGUGAAGCUGCUUGAUAGAUAUGCUACCAAGAAAUCAGCCUCUGGUACCAUCUACCUGACUGCCACUCACCUCAUCUAUGUGGAAACAUCGAACAACACAAGACAGGAAACCUGGGUUCUGCACCAUCAUAUUUCCUCAGUGGAGAAGCUUCCUCUGACCACCUCUGGCUGUCCGUUGGUCAUUCGAUGCAAGACAUUCCACCAGCUGCACCUCCUUCUGCCCCGGGAGAGGGAAUGCCAGGAUGUCUACCAGUCACUGCUGCGCUUGUCUCAGCCAGUGAGACUCGAUGAACUCUAUGCAUUUCUGUACAACCCCAAUCAAAAUGAGGAGGAGAGAAGCAGAGGCUGGGCCGCCGUGGACUUGGCCGCAGAUUACAGAAGGAUGGGUUUGCCCAACGACCACUGGGAAACUACUGAACUCAAUAAGGACUACGAGAUGUGCAGCACUUACCCGUCGAUGUUGGCAGUGCCCAAAGGUGCCAGCCAGGCCACUAUACUGGGCAGUGCCAAGUUCAGGAGUAGGGGACGGCUACCUGCCCUGUCCUACUUCCACAAAGACUCCAAGGCAGCUAUCUGUCGCUGCAGCCAGCCGUUGUCAGGCUUCAGCGCUCGGUGUGUGGAGGAUGAGCAGAUGCUGGAGGCGAUCCGCCAGGCCAACCCCAACUCUCCCUUCGUGUACGUGGUGGACACCAGACCUAAGCUGAAUGCCAUGGCCAAUCGAGCGGCAGGGAAAGGCUAUGAAAAUGAGGACAACUACUCCAAUAUACGAUUCAACUUCCAGGGCAUUGAGAACAUUCAUGUUAUGAGAAACAGUCUCCAAAAACUGCUAGAAGUCUGUGCAAUGAAGUCUCCUUCGAUGAGUGACUAUCUGACUGGACUGGAGAACUCUGGUUGGCUCAGACACAUAAAGGCAGUGCUGGAUGCGGGGAUGUUUUUAGCUAAGGCAGUGAGCGAUGAGAAGGCCAGUGUGCUGGUGCACUGCUCUGACGGCUGGGACCGCACUGCGCAGGUUUGCUCUGUGGCCGGCAUCCUCCUGGACCCCUACUACCGCACCAUCAAAGGCCUCAUGGUGUUAAUAGAAAAAGAAUGGAUCUCCAUGGGUCAUAAGUUCACACAUAGGUGCGGGCACUUGGACGGCGACCCAAAAGAGGUGUCUCCCGUCUUCACACAGUUCAUUGAGUGCGUGUGGCAGCUUACCGAGCAGUUUCCCUGCGUGUUCGAGUUCAACGAGAGGUUCCUCAUCACCAUCCACGACAACGUUUACGCCUGCCAGUAUGGAAAUUUCCUCGGAAACUGUCAGAAGGAGAGACAGGAGAUACGGCUUCAGGAAAGGACGUUCUCUCUGUGGCCGUUCUUGCUAGAACAGGAGAAGCAGUACAGAAACCCUCUCUACAAACGCAAGACCGGCACACUGAGACCAAACACCCUACCUUUGCAUUUCAAGUUUUGGUGUGGCAUGUACAACCACUAUGAUAAGGGCAUGCACCCGAAACAGUCCGUGUUGGAUCAACUGCUCUCCCUUACACAAAAGAAGGCUGACGGGGAGAAAAACAUGUUGGAUCUACAGAGGCAAUUAGCAGUUGCUGAUGGAGUCCUGCCGGCUGGACCAAUUGAAUCACCUACAAAGCAGUGCAGCCAAUCCCUGCCCACUCCUACACCACCUCUUAACCAAUCAUCCGGUGAUGUCCCCUGCUUGAAAAACGGUACGGGUGAGGAUAUUGGCUCAGGUGGUGAAUGCACCAACGGAACACAGCUGGAGCAUUUCCCAGACUCCGAUUCGGACGUGACCGUCAAAGCGGGUAAAGCUGUCGCAGUGGACCACCAGGAUCUGAAAGAGGACGUGCUGGGUUCCUCUUAAAGCUCCAUGGUUACAGAGCAGGCACGCUGAGCAAGGUGUGCGAGGGCUGUGAGCCAAAGAAGCACAUGCCCCAGUGUAUGCUGGGAAAUAAAUAGCACUCACUUCUGAAAGGGGCGACUGUCAGGUGUUUGGAAAGCCUCUGGCCUUUUUAUGAGCGAUGCACCUGUUAAGGGGAUCGGCAACACAAGCUCAUAUUUCAGCGUUUAUGCUCCACGUGAUCAAUACUUUGAUAACUGAGAAAUAUCUCGGCACUCCUGUUCAUUAAGUCCACAGACUGCAUUAAGAAUCCAUCUUUGAGGGGGUUCCUUAAUAAGUCAAUCAAUAAUUUUAUAGCAAGGCAAUAAUAUUCCUUGUAUUUUUUUUUUGUUUGUUUCGUCAGUGUAAUUUCAGUAUCUUCACUUGGUGACACUUUAUAAAUGCGGCCAGUUGGUCUCAGAGCAAUGUCCAUAUUGUCAUAUGUCUGUGAAAACCACAAUCAAAUUGCCUAGUUGCCAUUUCACAAGGAAUGCUUUGUAAAAAAAAACGAGAGAAAAGGAUCAAAUCCAAUUGUCAGUCACUAUUUGUGUUUGUUUGUUUUUUUUAAUGGUGAUUUUUGUACAUUGUGUUUUUUUUAUUCGUUUCACAAAAAAAAUGAAAUAUAUUUGCUAUUCAAAGUUUAUUCAUGAACAUGUUUAUUCAUUACCACUUAAUGCUAGGGUUGAAAAGGGAAUUGAAACGGCAAUACUAGUGUUUCCUGUUGGCCAAAGUAGCAGAACACUGCCUUGGUGGAGCAAAUGUCUUGAGGAUGUUUGAGUAUGUUUGAGGAUGUCUCCAAGUGCCAUUAAUGUUAAUUUUAAUCUGAUGUCUUUCCAGUGGCCAUACGAACUAGAACUAGGGCUCAGAACACUGGUUGGAUGCAUAUGAGGGACCAAUGACUGUUUUAUUAAGCUUCAGUUCGUACGGAUAAUAACAUUGUCUGUCUGAGAAAUUGAGAAAUUCUGGAUGAGUCCUUUUUUUUUUUUUACUGGUUGGCUAAUACUAUACAGGAUGUAGAUCAAACUAACCUUCCCUUGUAAGAACUGUUACAAGCACUCUGUUGAUUUCACUACUGCUUUUGUGCAUGAAUGCUGUUUGUUCCGAAGCUUUUUUCGCUCUCGGGUUGAGUGGGGUGGGGAAAUUCUGGAUGAGUCCAUUUUUUCUGGUUGGCUACUGCUAUUUACAGGAUGUGAAUGAACUAACUAACCCUCCCCUGUAAGAACUGUUACAAGCACGUCUGUCGAUUUCACUGUGCAUGAAUGCUGUAUGUUCCGAAGCUUUCUUCGCCCUCGGGGUGAGUGGGAUGGGGUGGGGUGGGGGGUGUCGGCAUGUUUACUCUGUUGGUGGAUAGCUAGCUCCAGAUUUUGGACUUCUCCCCAUAUUUGUGUUAAAGUCUUCUCCAGCCCAGAAAUUGAGUAGGCAGAUUGUCAGACUUGUUGGAAGGUAGAUUUUGAGAAGGGAACCAGUCAUAGGCUGUCGCUGUUGCUAUGUGAGAUGGGAGAUCUUUGUGAUGAGGUCCACCCGUCUGCCACCAUUUAAAAAGGGAUAUUUUGACUGAAGUCUGUUCAGUUAUCUCUGUCUAUGUCACCCCAUCUUUCCACGUCUGGAAUAUUUUGCAUACCUCUGCCACACUUGUCAAUUCAAGUCCUGGGGAACAUUAAGGGAAUGUUGCUGAAGUUCAGAGCAAUGCCUUUUGUGGUUGUUGAAAAUAAAAAAAAGGGUCUAUUUUGUAUGUAUCAUUUAAUGUAUAAUUGUACAGCAUGUAGUUAUACUUUUUGUGUUGUACUCGUCUACAUUUUCAAGAUAUGCAUACCUUUUGGUAACACCAUUCCGUUGUGUUUGGUAUGCCUGUAUCGACCAAUUCUGUGGAAAUACUCCUUGAAAAGUAUGCUGCUGUGCAUUCUGUUUUUAAAGCAAGUUGUGGAUCUGGAUCAACAUAUUUGGGCUUUGUGAUUCUUUCUUUUUUUUUAAUGGUGUUCAUAUGAAUAUGUUAAAAAAUAUAAAAUUGGAUUUAUUUGGACUUGAUACGUCAUGCUUAUGUAAGAUUGAUAAAGGCAGAGGCCCUGUCUGAUUCAUGCUCCCCUCUAUCAGAGUAAAGUGUUAUGGAUUGUUAUGUGCGUACAUUCUGAAUAGAAGCCAGAAUUUGGGGAUUUUGUUUAUUUUGAGGUUUAAAGGCCUAUCUAUAUUUCUGGCACAUGUUGGCAAGUAUUGUUUCUUAUAUGUCUUCUUGUGGCAACGGCAUGAGGCAAACUCAUCCAUCAGAUCAAUCAAUAAACAUAACAGAAAAUGUU
Messenger RNA from Sardina pilchardus (European sardine), 4308 nucleotides. It is a transcript of the gene mtmr8, whose product is annotated as myotubularin related protein 8. NCBI's taxonomy places the organism in Eukaryota, Metazoa, Chordata, Actinopteri, Clupeiformes, Clupeidae. Gene Ontology annotation, molecular function: phosphatidylinositol-3-phosphate phosphatase activity; phosphatidylinositol-3,5-bisphosphate phosphatase activity. The record is from RefSeq and is a predicted model, not a curated record. The transcript is spliced from 14 exons. Gene Ontology annotation, cellular component: membrane; cytoplasm; nuclear envelope. Gene Ontology annotation, biological process: phosphatidylinositol dephosphorylation. The coding region runs from base 113 to 2002 and encodes 629 amino acids.